AUCGGAAGUGUCUUCGGCAUCAGCCUAGUGUGUGAGAGCGCCAACUCGUUCAGUGUUGCGAACGAGACUUGAUGUGGAACCAGAAUGUGUAUCACCCUGAAUUGAUGACGCCAUGGCCACAGGAAGCCAAUGCGCCAUCCGCAUCGCCGGAACAGUUCCAAACCGACUUGCUGAAUCAGUUGCUGCAGGAAGCACAUGCGCAACAAGCGGCCCAAGUUGUCCAAGCUGAACAAGCAACGCGCUUGAUGAUGGCAUGGUCGCAGGAGUGGGCACAGCCGGCUUAUGCAGCAUCAUUCGGAGAUUUUGGGCAGCAUAUAGAUUCGGCCAGCUUUGGUUCGUGGACCUCGCCCCUCCCCCAGGAUUGUCGCAAGAAGGGGAUGGUCUUCAUCCUCCGGCAGGUCAUGAUGACGCCGAACUUGCGAAGUGUUACGAGGAAGCAGUGAAUGCCUUCCUGGUCGACGAAAACUACGACGAAGAAAGUGCGGAGCAGGAGGAUGGCACGGCGGGCACCGCACUUCACCAUCAAGUCGCAGAUGCUCCAGUGGUCGCUGCUCCAGUCAUCGAUGCUCCAGUGAUCGUUGACACUGCGGCGGACAGUGUCCUCUCCCAAGAGCAGCCUUUUUCUGAGCCUUCUUUGGAACGCCCCACGCGAUCCAGAAGGGGCCCUGGAUCUCGCUAUUGGUGCACUUUCCACCUUGAUGAGGCAUAUUUGCAAUUCAAAGUUUGCAGCGCGAUCAUUGGACGGCACGGCGAGCACACAAGGGACAUCUUCGACAAGACGGGGGCGAAAAUACGCGUGCGAGGUCGAGGUAGUGGCCAUUUGGAAAGUGGAACGGGCACAGAAGCUCCCACAAACCUCAUGGUGACCGUCUCAGCACCUCAAGACAGCCAGGUCAACUUCACCCACGCUGUGAAGCUCACGGGUGAAUUGUUAGUGCGGACCGAACAGAAAAUCAUGCGGGACCAAGUUGGGUUUCCAGCCCAGCUGAGACUUUGCUGGCAAGUCAGCAUGUAUGAUGGUCAAAACUACCACCUGGCGAGCGACGGCUCUUUGGAGUCGGAGGAUGACACCGCACUGAAGGCCGCUGAAGCCCCGGACUCCAUGCCGCUGACCGGGCACAAAGUCAAGGGCAAAGCCAGCGGGAAAGGUAUAGUUUUUGCAAGACAGAGACGCAAGGGCAACCCAGCUCCCAAAAUGGAGGGACCAAUUGGAACCAGGAGACCUGAUCCUCCUCUUCAGUCUUAGGCACAGAAAUUGGUGGCGCGAAGAAUGAUCCCCCGAGAUGAGUGCACAAUCUGUACAGGCUAAAAACACGCCAAAGGGAUCCAAAUGGCAC
Molecule: messenger RNA, 1337 nt
Organism: Durusdinium trenchii
Lineage: Eukaryota; Dinophyceae; Suessiales; Symbiodiniaceae
Source: the annotation of a GenBank genome assembly